Molecule: messenger RNA, 4602 nt
Organism: Acanthopagrus latus (yellowfin seabream)
Lineage: Eukaryota; Metazoa; Chordata; Actinopteri; Spariformes; Sparidae
Gene: gpr146
Product: G protein-coupled receptor 146
Exons: 2
Coding region: 359-1360 (333 amino acids)
Biological process (GO): G protein-coupled receptor signaling pathway
Cellular component (GO): membrane
Molecular function (GO): G protein-coupled receptor activity
Source: RefSeq, a predicted model, not a curated record
GCUCGAGAGGCGGUGGGGGAGGGUCACGUGUGUACACACUGUAGGGCUCAGCAGCACUCCAGCAGUAGUAAAGUCUGUAACGGACGGCCCCUUUUCAGAACAAGCCUCGUCCGAAAAGUUGAUAGAUAAAGUCAGUCCCCGCCGACACGCAGUGAAACGGUUCCUUUCCGCUGUUUUGGGGCUGUGAGGAGCGUGCGGAGCGUAUUUCAGGACGUCUGUUUUGUCAAAUGAAACGACUGAGAAAUGCCAGUGGAAAUGCUGCAUCCAAACCCUAUGCCUCCGUAGGUUUGUCCCCGACCCAAAUCUAUACGUUUACUGUCGACCUGUUGAGAGACGUGACCUGUGUCUGAGCCCAGCGAUGUGGAUCUGCAUGGUUUACAAUGAGACGGACACUAGCGUGGACUUCCGCCUCUGCCAGGACUAUGGCCUCAUCCUGUCAGUCUUCUCCCUCAUCUACCUCCUGGUGUGCUUCCCAUUGGGGCUGUGCUACAAUGCGCUGCUGGUCGUGGUCAACCUCUCCAACAAGGUGUCCAUGACCAUGCCGGAUGUUUAUUUCGUCAACAUGGCCAUUGCGGGCCUUGUGCUCAACCUAGUGGCGCCCGUGGAGCUGCUGAGCUCCACCUUCACCCGCUGGCACGCAUGGGAGUACAACAAUGAGGUCUACAUCACCUUGCUCAUCCUCUUCAAUAUCUCCUCUCUGGUCAUCAUGUAUUCCACCACGCUGCUCAGUCUGGACUACUAUAUAGAGCGUGCGCUGCCUCGCACAUACAUGUCCAGUGUGUAUAACACCAAACAUGUGUGUGGGUUCAUCUGGGGUGGGGCGGUGCUCACUAGCUUCUCUUCGCUGCUCUUCUAUGUGUGCAACCACAUCUCCACUAAGAUGGUCGAGUGCUCCAAAAUGCAGAACAAGGAGGCAGCAGACGCCAUCAUGAUGUUUAUUGGCUACGUGGUUCCAGCUGUGGCCGUUCUUUAUGCCUUUGUGCUCAUUUUGCGCAUUAGGAAGGAGUCUACACCUCUGGAUCAGGACUCCGCUCGCUUGGACCCUUCUAUCCACAGAUUGCUGCUAGCCUCAGUCUGUGUGCAGUUCGUACUGUGGACCCCUUACUACAUGACCCUGUUGGUACACACUGUAGCCGGUGCACCAGGGUACAUUAGCAACGUACAUUACUUACCUACCUAUUAUUUCUUAAGAUGUGUGUCAAAACUGCUGGCUUUCUCUAGCAGCUUUGCCAUGCCUCUCAUGUACAGGCAGAUGAACAAAAACUUCUCCAACAAGCUUCAGCGGCUGCUCAGGAGGCUGCACUGUGGAGACCAGUCCUGCCCUCAUGAACGCUCAACAGUGCAGCAAGUGGUGACGUGAGAUCUCCCCCUGGGAGAUUACUGUCGCCCCUCCCACUCCCCCUUUUCCAACUCUUAGCCAAGCCGGCACUUAUCUCCCCCCUACAGAGCCAGUAUCUGACUGGGCUCUCUCGCUGCUCUGGACUGUGUUAAGAGCGACGUAGCUGACUGUGGAAUUUCCUGUCACCUUCCAGAACUUGAUCUGAUCUAUCUAGCUCUGCAGUGAGGACAAACCAAGCAGAAACCACUAAGUGCUGUUAUUUUUCUGUCUUAGCGUGAAGUUCUCCACAAAGAUAGUUGGAUCUCUAUUUUGAGGGCAGUAAAUCAGUGAAAGCAGCUGGUAACUACCCAGUGUCUUCUCUGGGUUUCACACCAACACUCAAAAUGUGCAACUUCCCUAAUAUAGCAGUUGCAAUGUGGAAGUUUGAUGCAUGACUUUUACACAUUAUGCCACUAAAUCCCCAAAGAGUAAUUUGCAAAUUAUGCUGAAUACGCAAACAAAACUAGUAGACUUAAAACUAUGUUAAGAUGUGUGGUGUCUGGCAUAUUAACAGUCCCACCGCAGCAAAUGAACAUGCACUUUGUGUCAACACCAAACCGACAUUUUGCGCUGCCAGUGAACAGUGAACAUCAGUUUACCGCCCUCAAAUUAGAGGAAUGAUCACUUGAAUGAGAGGACAGUUCUUCUUUUAUAGAACUGAACUUUCUCUUUGCUAAUAUGUCUUGAGAGUGAUUCCUCAUUAUGCGAGUAAAUAAGCUUCACAUUGUACAGGUGGAGUACAGAGUUAUUGUCUCUUACAGAAACAGCAGCUUCAUUUCAAAACCCAUUUUCUUUCUCGAUACCAGUGCUACCCUGUAGCUAGCUAGAUGUGGGUGCUGGUAUUCAGAGAUGUACUCAUGUCACCUUGAUAGAUUGAGUUCUGAGGUUUUGAUCGACUCACAGGCAUAAAGAGAUUAUUUUUGCAAUAUGUUAUAAGCUCCGCAGCAACUAUCAUAGAAUACAUUAUACAUCAACACCACUUUGAAGUCACACAGAAAUACAUCAAUCACUUACAUAAAUCUUGUAUUCAGGGUUCAGACAUAACCGGUAUACCUCUUGUGAUCAUUGCUGAAGUCACAUCACUUGUUAAUAAUAAGCAGUUCAAAUCAACUUGUAAACAAUCAAUUCAUUAAUUUGAGCAGAGAGCCUCAACCCAGUGUGUGAUUUGUAAAGCUGUGGAGAGCCUCCGAUAGGGUCGCUGAAGUGCCCACGGGGUCACAGAGUGGGCCCUGAGGAGGUGCCAUGUACAUUCCCUGCAUCAUAUGAGCACUCAUGAAUGGUUUGGAGGUUUUGUACAGUAGAAAUAUGAAGCCUGACUGGGUCACUCUCGAGGGGCUAUCAAAAACCUUCACAAAGUAUAAAAUAUUCCUCUGCCAACCACCUGCAGACGGUGUGUUUGACACAGAGUUUGAACUGUAAUGCUGCUCAGAUGCGUUCAGGCAGAUGCAUCUGCACAUUAUUGGCAAAGCUGCUUUGCUUUCUUGCCUGCCACUUAGUGAAAAGAGAACAGACUAAUGCAUCACGAUUACAAAAUGAAAAAUAAAAGCUUGUUGUUUUUUGCAUGAGGUCUUGUUUGCUUUUCUGAUUGAGAGGGCCAGUGUAUAAGUCAUCCUGUGAAGAGAUACACCAGCAGGGUGGGGCAUUCACUUGAAGACAGUUUAAUUUACACCCUCAAAUGUUAUGUUAAUACCGACCUGCUAAAAGUCUGCUUGGCUUUCACUGUAAAAUCUAGAGGAUUGCCAGAUGUAUUAACAGAAAUGUGACGCCUUUCAUCCAGAUAUGAAAUAAUUAAUAUAACAGUAUGUCACACCCACGCAUAUCAUAUUUAUUUACACAUCUUGUCACUCAACUUCUCAUAUUUUCUCUCUACAAAUGACGUAUGAAGCAGUGUCAUUUUUGCUGCAUCGCCCCACCCUCGUCACGUGUGUUCAAUAGGUUACAUGUACUGUUUAUUUUCAGCUGAGGCUGUGUGUUUUCAUUAUAUGCCAUAGUAAGUUCUACCCAUAAUAAAAGCUUGCAUAUACUGGGAAACAGUUAAUCAUUAUUUGAACUCAGUUCAAAGUCCUAAUGUUUACUGUCCAUUUUGGGAUCAGAAGACAAACAGCGGUACUCGGUCAGAUGAUCCACAGUUCAAAUCAAAGCUUGUGGUCUGAUGGAGUAAAUUUAAGCAGCAUUUCUUAAGGUGGCGUCCAUUUGCAGAUUCAACUGGUGCCCUACAUACUGCCAGAGGUUGCAGUUGUGAACACAUUGCUAUUACUUAAUCAAUAGGACCCACAGUGACACUUGAAUUAUAAUAGUGUUCUGAUUAUGUGACAUUUGAACCUGUUGCCACAGGUAUUUGUACAGGGUUAAUCUUGGUAGAAUUUAUAACCAUCUUUACAUUUAUUACGGGGAGAGACAUCCAACAAAAAAAGCACUCAACAAAGCUCAUCAUCUCUUAUUUUUUAUGAGAAAGUUAAUUCUGAAUUUAAAUCUACCAGCUACACAAAUGCGUUAACAUGUUAUGGCCAUGUUGUCUUUCAUAUAUGCAUGCGCCAUUUGGUUGCAGUUUACAGAAGGCCUCAUUUGUAACACUAAGGUCUACAGUUUUUUUCUUUGCUCAUGCCUUGACUUUUUUUUUUUUUUCAACCAAAUUUCACUGAAACCCAUUAAGCUGUUUUUUGAAAAGUCAAGUCAGACUCCCUGCCAGAGGUAAUAAUUAGCAGUCAUCACAGAUGGCCUGACUGCACUGUGCAGACAACUAUAAAUAAAGCUUGAUCAAAUUGAGCUCAACAUCACACCCAACUCAGAUUACUGUUCAGUUCUCAUCUGGAUUUAUUAUUUCAGAGGGGCCAUAAUCUCACACCAGCACAAAGAAAUUUGAGUAAUAAUCACUGAGUUCAGUUGAAUUGCUAAAACAGACCCAGUGGUGAAACACCCUUGAUGUCCUCUUCUGUCGAAUGUAUACAGACGCAUUUUAGCUAUUUGAACGGCAAAACCUCAGAAGUCCAGAUGAAUCCACUCUCAGAUGUGAUGCUUUUGUGACUGUGUAUGCAAGUGUAUAUGUAUAAUACAAAAUAAUGUGUAUAUAUUGUAUGUGAGAGAUUUACAGGAAGACACCAUGCUCUUUCAAAAAUACAGUAUUAUUUUCGGAGAGAUAUAUUUAGAUUCUGUAAGUAAUCUACACUAUUGUCAACUGAGUCAAAGACUGAUUAAACAAUAAACUAACAUGGAUAUUACCCUCA